UUCACAGAACACAUUAUUGAGGCAGUGUGAACUCCUCAGGUGUAUAAUUACUUUGGUAUGGCAUUUAGUAGCACAAUUAUAUUAAAUCUACAGUCCAGUGUUAGCUGCUCUACAGAGUACAGAUGAAAACAUCUAAACGUCCUUCAAAGCACAACAACAAAUCCAAUGUUCCACCAUAACCUCUCACCAACAGUCAUGGACAUGUUUUUCUCACCUGAAAGAAACACCUUGAAAUGACAUUUUUGUGACCUCUUCUUACUUGUGUUUCCAUUAUUAUCAUGUUCAUUCAUGAGAUAUUGGUUUUAUUAUUUAGUGGUUGUUUCUUGUGGUCAGUCUUCUUUAAGACUCAUUAUUUUUUUGCCCAACAAGAAGUCGAUGUUCAUCAAAGCCAUUGACAAAAGACGGAUGAUUUAUGCAUUUUGUUUUUUCCUUGUGUUGUUGCAGUGCCAACAAAAUGCAUAAACAAGUGGAGGUCAGGAUGGGCGAGAGCCACCUUGAGCCGUCCGUGGACAGUCCUGAGAAUCCAUGCGCCGGCUUCUGUGACAAGAUAAUGAAGAACAUGGUUCUAACUCUCACCAUCCUUGGCGUGUUCCUGGGCUCCAUUGCGGGAAUGCUUCUGCGGCACAUAUCGCCUCUCCAUCCCGAUGUUAUAAUGAUCAUUGCCUUCCCUGGGGAGAUCCUAAUGAGGAUGCUGAAGAUGCUUAUUUUACCUCUCGUCGUUUCCAGUCUGGUCACAGGACUUGCAGGCUUGGAUGCUAAAUCCAGCGGUCGCUUAGGCACCAGGGCCAUGGUGUACUACAUGACCACAACCGUGAUUGCAGCUGUCCUAGGAGUGAUAUUAGUGCUGCUCAUCCACCCUGGAAACCCAAAGCUGAGGGCUAAUCUUGGACUUGGAAAGAAGAACGAUGAGGUGUCCAGCGUGGAUGCUUUCUUUGAUCUCAUCCGAAAUCUCUUUCCAGAGAAUCUGGUGCAGGCUUGCUUCCAGCAGAUUCAGACAGUGGUCACCAAAGUACAGAUUCCCACAAACAGAACCAGAGCCCCGCCACAGUUCACAGUUAAGAGAUCACUUCAGUUCAAGAGUGGGAUGAAUGUCCUGGGUUUGAUCGGAUUCUUUGUCGCAUUUGGAGUCAUAAUGGGCAAGAUGGGAGAAAAAGCCAAGCUUAUGCUGGAGUUUUUCAAUGUGCUGAAUGAGAUUGUCAUGAGGCUCGUAGGUGCAAUUAUGUGGUAUUCUCCUGUUGGUAUCGCCUGCCUCAUCUGUGGGAAAAUCAUCUCCAUUGCUGACUUGGAGGUGGUCGCAAGGCAGCUGGGGAUGUACAUGGUCACUGUGAUCGUGGGUCUCAUCAUCCAUGGAGGGAUAUUUCUUCCAUUGAUCUAUUUUGUCAUAGUGAAAAAAAACCCGUUCACCUUCUUUAUGGGGAUAUUCCAGGCCUGGGUCACAGCACUUGGAACAGCAUCCAGUGCGGGGACGUUACCAGUCACAUUCCGAUGCCUAGAGGAGAACUUGGGCAUCGACAAGCGAGUCACUCGUUUUGUCCUACCGGUGGGUGCCACCAUCAACAUGGACGGCACGGCCCUGUACGAGGCUGUGGCUGCCAUCUUCAUUGCUCAGAUGAACGGCAUCGAUCUAGACUGGGGCCAGAUCAUUACAGUCAGUAUGACAGCCACUUUGGCCAGUGUUGGAGCCGCCAGUAUCCCCAGUGCUGGACUUGUGACUAUGCUACUGAUCCUCACAGCAGUGGGUCUGCCCACUCAGGACAUCAGCCUUCUGGUGGCUGUCGACUGGCUUCUUGAUCGCUUCCGCACCUCCGUCAAUGUGGUUGGGGACUCCUACGGUGCAGGUAUCGUGUACCACCUGUCCAAGGACGAGCUUGACAUGUUUGACGCCCAGCAGGUCAGGAUGGAUGAUUUUGAGAUGGCAAAGACACAAUCCUUCUUUGAAAACAACAGCAACCAGAACGUUUAUGCUCACCACAACUCAAUCUUGAUAGACGACUGCAAGGUACAUUUCACAUUAACGGACAUAGAGACUUGCAUGUAGAGACCCCACCCCCAUCCUCGCUCUGUGUUUGUAUUUUUCUUUUUUGUCUUUGUGUGUCUUUUGUAUGUGAUUGAUGUAUUUGUGUCCUUCCUAAGUGAAAGAAAUGUCAUGUUUUCAUUGAUGAAAGUAUUUUUUUAAAAAUGGCAAAAGAAUUUAAUAAAACUCCAUACUUUAUUCAUUGUAUUUUACACGAAGAAGCAGUUUUUGUGAUACCAGCCUCAACAGACAGUAAAAUGUGUUAUUUUGAUUUGUUUCAUGUUUUACAAACAAAGGAAUAUAUCUGGUUAAAAUAGUUCUUAAAGUAGUUUCAUAAAAUCCAAGUCAAAUUGUUAUUUUUUUUUUAAGUUUUUCUGUUUGUCUCUAACUUAUUCUUGUGUUAUUCUUGACCAAUUUUGACUUGUAAAUACUUCUUGUGGUAUGUCCUGAGUUUUUCUUUUUUUUGGACAUGUAUUUAUGGCAGCCCUGACCAAAUUACAAUUUUCAAACAUUGGUCAUUUUUCCAAAGACGUUUUGUUGCUAGUGGUAUACAUAAAGACUGCUGAUUCACCAUGUGUGAUCUCAAUGAAUCACAUCUAUGGACUAUUUGUCUCAGAUCCUUUCCUGUAGCUUCGUUUUCUAUUCAAACAUUUAGCUUUCUGAAUUGCUUGUUUAAUUUUGACUAUUGUAAUUCGGUUGGGGAGAGAAUCCAUAAAAUACAUGGCCAACUUUGGAGAUUUGUAUUCAUAAUCUUGCGGGCUGUUAGUAACAGUACAACAAUGUGAAUCAGUGUAUGAUUCAACCCAUGUACCCAUUUUCUUUCAAAGUCAGUCCCAAAGACAAUGGCCUGAUUGUAUCAAUUCAAUGGCUUCUCUGCUCCCAACCACCAAUGGUUUAUAAAUCACAGUGCCUUGGCCCAAAUAGUCAGUUUUUCUUAAUAAUUGCUUACAGGUCACCAUGGGCAAAAAUGGGAACACUCGAGAGUUCUCUCUUGUUGAAGAGGAACCAUG
Messenger RNA from Oryzias melastigma (Indian medaka), 3024 nucleotides. Its product is annotated as excitatory amino acid transporter 2. Gene Ontology annotation, molecular function: neutral L-amino acid transmembrane transporter activity; L-glutamate transmembrane transporter activity; glutamate:sodium symporter activity. Gene Ontology annotation, cellular component: plasma membrane. The record is from RefSeq and is a predicted model, not a curated record. The transcript is spliced from 9 exons. Gene Ontology annotation, biological process: L-glutamate transmembrane transport. Lineage: Eukaryota; Metazoa; Chordata; Actinopteri; Beloniformes; Adrianichthyidae. Bases 413 to 2038 code for a protein of 541 amino acids.